Molecule: messenger RNA, 480 nt
Organism: Knipowitschia caucasica
Lineage: Eukaryota; Metazoa; Chordata; Actinopteri; Gobiiformes; Gobiidae
Source: the annotation of a GenBank genome assembly
AUGCUUCUCAGGCACAAGCACACAGGCACAGGGGCGCAGAGCGAGUGGGAAGGUGACUCCUCUGUCCCUCGUGACGGCGGAGCAGCGGCUGUUCCACCGUGGAUGACCAAAGACAUGGGUCACGGUGCGACAGGAUCGGCAGACACCAGAAGCACCCUCAAACCUACCCAACCUUCACCCACUCCCCCUCUCCUCAUCCUCUUCCGCCUAUGUGCAUAUGCAAAGGAACAGGAAGCGAGCGAGAAAGGCAUCUCCAGCGUGGCAGAAGCAAAACAUCGCACUACAAAAGAGACGCGCGCACCUCUGACAGCGCGCAUCAAGCGUCCCGUUGACAGAAUAAGGCCGGGUGAUCUGAAGGCGGCCCGCGAUCCUGGGUGGAUCGGGGAGCGGCCCUUCUCCCCUCUGUCUCAUCCACGGCGCACUUUUUCCCCACUUCAUUUUCUCAGCUUCAUCAAAACGCCUCUUGACACUUUUGCCUGA